AUGGACCUUUGUAUCACCGCCGAAGAGCCUUUCGCUUAUGAGCCGCCCAAGACGAAGCCCUUUGCGCCAGUCUCGCCCCCUCUCACUCGAGCCGAGACUCGCAACACCUCAACCUCUGGUCGUUCAGCAUCACCGACGUCCCUGCCCUCUCACACAGCAGUUCCCGAGCUCGAGUUCGAUCUUAUCGUCCAUGAUCCCAACAAUGACAGUUCUUUGACUCACCCAUGGGAUCUUCCUCAGACGUCCCUGCGUGUCCCCCUGGACACGUCCAGAGUCCAUCUCCUCACUCUUCUGCGCGAGCGACUUCCAGUCCCUGAAUCUCCAAACGCCAAAUCCCGUUGCACACGCUCGAUUCGCCGCCCCAAGCUCAUCGCUGCGACACUGUACUGGACCUUUCGCGGCUCCAUUCUCCCACUUGGACCGAGCGACAAGGACUGGCACUACCGUGACCCCAUCACUAAGACCGACAUUAUGGCUCGCACAGAGCUCGAGUGGUUUCUACUAAAGGAGAUGAUGGCUUCAUCUGGAGGCGCGCUCAAGUGCUAUAUUGCCAUUCGUGGCGAAGCGCCCCCGACUAAGAAGACGACCGGCUGGUGGUUUGGCAGCACUGCUUAA
Molecule: messenger RNA, 615 nt
Organism: Fusarium pseudograminearum CS3096
Lineage: Eukaryota; Fungi; Ascomycota; Sordariomycetes; Hypocreales; Nectriaceae
Exons: 1
Coding region: 1-615 (204 amino acids)
Source: RefSeq, a predicted model, not a curated record